Messenger RNA from Chaetomium fimeti, 1560 nucleotides. RefSeq lists its product as uncharacterized. The transcript has 2 exons. Bases 1 to 1560 code for a protein of 519 amino acids. The record is from RefSeq and is a predicted model, not a curated record. Lineage: Eukaryota; Fungi; Ascomycota; Sordariomycetes; Sordariales; Chaetomiaceae.
AUGACUACUUUUAGGCACGACGCCGGACCUGAUUUGUCCCGGAGUUUCAAUUCGCAAGAGAACGGAAGUUCACCGCGCACGCAAGAACUUCUCGGCCGAAUUUCCGACGGUAUCCGUGGGAACAAGAUCCUAGAGGGCGAGAAUGAGCGACUGGAGGCAGAGAACCAGAUACUCAGAGAGCAGAACGAAGAGCUGAUGGAAACAAAGACAUCGCUGCGUCGCGGCUUGGACGACCUUGGGCGGGUAGUCGAGGAUAUGGGGCAAAAAAGCGGCCGUCCAAAGGAGAGUAUCGACAAAAUGCGCCAACCGACUGCCGCCACCAACCAAGAUUCGGGUUGGUUUCCUAGAAACCUGUUUCGCAACACAGGAAACAGCCAGGUGUCUAGAGACACUGGGGUGAACGCGUUGCUCACGGAAAACACCAAGUGCAAGAAGCGGAUUCAAGAACUCACGGCUGAAAACCGUGAGAUGUCCCAAACGGUCGCCGAGCAAGCGAGUCAGAUUCGAAAACAGAGAGCCGAAUUUGCGCAGGAACUGGAUGACUUGAGGGACAAGGCUUUUGCCAAAGGUGUGAAGCUCUCCGACACUGAAAUUCAAACCAAGUGGAAGAUGCUCGGUUUCUCUAUUCGACAGUUUGUGUCAGAAUACUUUCCGGAACCCUUGGACGGGCACACUGCACAUCUGCUUGCUCAGAAAAGAUUAUUCACGUGGCUACCGCAGCCAGCCAUGACCUUACAGGCUCCAAUGCUCUACCAAGUCACCCUAGAGUCUUGGAUCUGGCACUUUCUGUGCUUUCGCAUCUUCGAUUCUCAUUCCUCUUUCUGGGCUGGGGAAGUGGGCAAGGCGUUUAGGAUCCAGUGUGAUCAGUUCCGAGAGACGAUCGCCAACAUUCAUUCUCCAACCUCCCGCGAUGCUGCGGCUGAGAAGUUUCAUGACUGGCGAGUUCGAUCGGCCGACCUGAUAUCCGCGCUUUCAAACCAUGAUGAAGCGAGCUCGACCGCCUUAUUAGUACGCGAAAUGGUCGCCCUACUCGAGCUGGCUAUACCAUCGACGUAUUUUACACGAAGCGAUGCUCUGCCGGGGAUGCAGCAAGACCUACUGGACAUAGUUCAGAACGCCGCUCACCUCGCCGGCAUCUUUCGAGCUUCAAAAGCAGACUUCCAGGUGUUCAUUACCCGAAUCAAGUUGCCUCUCGUCACACCCCCAAGUUUCGGAUUCCCGUUUGACGCCGAGACAAUGGAACUCUUCAAAGACGUGCCACUAGUCACAAUGGAAGGCACCAUGCCGGUUGUCGACCUGGUCGUCUCUCCGGGCAUCCUCAAGACCGGAAGUGCCGACGGCACAAACUACAAUUCAGACCGCGUCUUGGUCAAACUCCAGACCCUCUACAACCUACGACCCGUUUUGGAACUUCUUCACUACGAUGGAACGCAGCAACAAGUGCACAGGGGCGGGCAAGAGGCGCCGAUGAGCGCCGAAGACGGCUACACGAUGAAGGAGGAACAAUCGGCGGAGGCUGGUGCAGGCGUAAUCGUGGUCAAGCAAGAGCUCGAGGGAUGA